AAUGUCAAAAAUAUUUUGGCGGUUAUAAAUAUUAUUAGAAUUAAUAAUAUACAAUAAAAAAUCAAGAGGAAAAUAAUAAAUUGACAACAAGCACAUGUUUGUAAUGAAUAUGCAAUAAAGUAGAUUUUGUUGGGUAUCUUAUAUUUGUAUUGUGUAGCUUAAACUGAAGAAAAUUAACCUGACUUAGCUCAUAUUUUGCCUUCAAUAUGUUGUUUAAAAUAAAAUCUAGUAUUGAUAAUGAAAUCGAUCUGAAGCCAGUGUCUAUUGAGAGACAGAAUAUUGAUUAUAAGGAUUGUUCUAAACGUUUCUACGAAGUAUCCAGAGAUUUCACUAAGCAAUACGCACAUAUAUAUUCAGCGAGAUUAAAUGCAUUUAGAGACAUCUUAAACCCAUUAAUACAGAAAAAAUGGUCUAAUAAAUACAAAGUUUUGAAACUGUGUGACUUACGUGAGAAAGGAGAACCCUGUGUAAUAAUAGGAACACUUUUCAAACUUCAAGAACUUAAGCCUAGUAUCUUGAAGGAACUUUCAGAUCAACUGGAAAUUAUUCCGCAGCCAACAAGGACUCAUUUUGUUCAUGAUACAGACACUUUAGUAUUAGAAGAUGAGCUUCAAAGAAUUAAAUUAUCUGGAGAUGUCAUUAAUGUGAAUGAAGUAGUCACUGGAGUAGUUGUUGCUAUACUUGGUUCUGAAGAUGAGGAUGGUAUUUUUUCUGUAAAAGAUGUGUGUUGGGCUGGCUACAACAUACAAAAACCUUUGCCACAAUUGAGUACUGACAAGUACAUAGUGCUCAUGUCUGGCUUGAACCUAGCUUCAAAAUCUGCCGAUCAUCUUUUCUCACUAAAUCUUUUCUUGGAAUGGCUCUCUGGUUUUUGUGGAUCAACUGAAUAUCAAGAAGAAGUUUCUAAAAUUGGAAGAGUCAUAAUUGCAGGUGGAAUAUAUGCCAAUCAUUCAAAUGAAAGUAGCCUAAAUGAGGCUGAUGUGAUCGCUGCGUCAGGAGAAGUUGAUUCGUUCUGUGCUGCCAUCAGCUCUGUUGCACCUUUGGACCUCAUGCCUGGCUGUAAGGAUCCCGCUGGAAUAAUGCUUCCACAAAAACCAUUCCAUUAUUGUUUAUUCCCAAAGGCGACAGAAUAUAAAUCAUUUAAUCGAGUUUCUAACCCUUAUGAAUGUGAUAUUGGUGGUUUCCCUUGCUUAGGAACUUCUGGGGAGGCAAUAAAAGAUAUUAUUAGGUAUAGCCAACUGGAGAAUAGAAUAGAAAUCAUGAAUAAGACAUUAUUAUGGAGGCACAUGGCCCCCACUUGCCCUGAUACCGUUCCAUGCACCCCAUGCUUAGAUACAGAUCCUUUUGCAAUGUAUAACUGUCCAGCCAUAUAUUUUAGUGGCAAUGGACAUGAGUUUUUAACUGACUUAUAUACAGGCGAAGAUGGCCAAAAAGUGCGACUAAUCAGUAUUCCGGAUUUUUGUGAGACAAAAACGGUGGCUAUUUUGAAUUUGGCAAAUCUUGAAUGUUAUAGCAUGACCUUUGCAUAAAUCUUAUAAGUAAAUGUUUAUUUUAAUUAUUUUUUUAAUAAAUAUUAUGAAAU
Colias croceus (clouded yellow) is the source of this 1582-nucleotide messenger RNA. RefSeq names its product DNA polymerase delta subunit 2 (gene PolD2). Lineage: Eukaryota; Metazoa; Arthropoda; Insecta; Lepidoptera; Pieridae. The record is from RefSeq and is a predicted model, not a curated record. The transcript is spliced from 8 exons. Gene Ontology annotation, cellular component: delta DNA polymerase complex. Gene Ontology annotation, biological process: DNA strand elongation involved in DNA replication; DNA replication. Gene Ontology annotation, molecular function: DNA binding. Bases 207 to 1529 code for a protein of 440 amino acids.